Messenger RNA from Pseudocercospora fijiensis CIRAD86, 1098 nucleotides. RefSeq lists its product as uncharacterized. The transcript has 2 exons. Gene Ontology annotation, molecular function: polyubiquitin modification-dependent protein binding. Gene Ontology annotation, cellular component: VCP-NPL4-UFD1 AAA ATPase complex. Lineage: Eukaryota; Fungi; Ascomycota; Dothideomycetes; Mycosphaerellales; Mycosphaerellaceae. The coding region runs from base 1 to 1098 and encodes 365 amino acids. The record is from RefSeq and is a predicted model, not a curated record.
AUGGCGUUCUACAACUUCGACGAUUCCGACCCGAUGAUGAUGUAUCGCCAAGCCAUGGCUCGCGGCGGUCGCCCUCGACGCUUCGACGAAUACUAUCGCUGCUAUCCGAUCGCCAUGAUGCCAGGACCUGAGCGACCAGCAGCAAAUCAUGGCGGCAAAAUGUUCCUACCAGCCUCAGCACUCGACAAGCUCACGCAACUCCACAUCACAUAUCCUAUGCUCUUCGAAAUCGGCACGAAAGACAAGAAUACCCACGCCGGUGUGCUCGAGUUCACGGCAGAGGAGGGGAGGGUCUACCUACCAUAUUGGAUCAUGACGGUGCUGGGUCUCGAACCUGGUGACCUGAUUCAGUGCAAGAGUACCGAUCUGCCGCCUGGGAAUUUCAUCAAGCUCCAACCUCAAGAUGUCAACUUUCUAGAUAUCACAGACCCGAAAGCAGUGCUCGAGCAAGCAUUCCGGAAUUUCAGCUGUUUGACGCAGGGUGAUGUCUUCACUUUCGAGUACAACAACACAGUCUACGAGAUUGCGGUGCUGGAAGUGAAGCCGCAAGGCGACAAGAAGGCAAUCAGUGUACAGGAGACAGAUCUCGAGGUCGAUUUCGCAGCGCCAGUGGGAUAUCAAGAACCCGUGAAGGGAAGCGGUACGAGCACACCUCGAAGCGUAGGAUCGAUGAUGGCGGGCAAGGGCGGUCUCAUGCACUCAGAAGGAUCUAUGGCACAAGCGAUCAACUACAAUAGCAUCAAGCCCGACUCAGAUGCCGCAGCGAAGGGACACGCGAAAGCCGCAUCCGCCUUUUCCGGCGCAGGUCAGCGACUCGUCGCGAAGAAGGGCAAGGGCGCAGCUGCCACACCCGCGAGUACACCUGGCACCAACACACCAAUACCCGGACAGGGAGGAUCCGUCAAUAUUCCAGGCCUCGCGCCAAAGACUAAGACGCGCAUGAAUGGUCCUCAGCCGCUACGAUUACCGCCAGGCAAGCUCUUCUUCGGUUACGAAAUCAAGCCGCUCAAGUCGAAAGAGCAGCAGGCUGAGGAGGAAGCGAGCAAGAAGCAGAACUUCAGUGGUGAGGGUCAAAGUUUGCGGGCCAAGAAGAAAUGA